UGUUUGAGUUCGAAGAUUUUGAAUUUCCAGCACUAUAUUGGGACCGAAGCGAACGGAAUCCCGAAGAAGAAGACACCGUGGUACCUUUGGUAGUUAUUCUCCCACCGAAUAUGUCAGUUGAGGCUUAAGAUAGCCAGACACAGAAAUUGGACAAGGAUGAGCUGGGCAUUGGAGGAAUGGAAGGAUGGUCUUCCAGGUAAAGCUCUGCAGAAGAUCCAAGAGAUUGAGGGCCAGUUGGACAAGCUAAAGAAGGAGAGGACUCAAAAACAGUUCCAGCUUGACUCAUUGGAGGCUGCGCUACAGAAACAGAAACAAAAGGUAGACAGUGAGAAGAGUGAGGUGUCUGCCAUAAAGAGGGAGAACCAGUCCUUACUAGAGUCAUGUGAUACCCUGGAAAAGGCCCGUCAGAAACUGACCCAUGACCUGGGGGUCAAAGAGCAACAGGUCAGCUAUCUGGAGGGCCAACUCAGCACCAGCAAGAAAGCCUUAGAACGGCUGGAGCAGGAAGUCAAGAAAUAUAAGAAUGAAAAGGAGCGUUCUCAGACCUCCCACUCCUCUGAAUUACAGUCCCACAGCACACCCCAGAAGUCCUUUGCCACUCCUGCUGCUACUCCCAGCUCCAGACUGAAUGACUCCAGGCUGGAGGACCUUCAGGAGAGAUACAACCAGGAGGUGGAGGAAAGAAGGAGACUGGAGGGGGAACUCAAAAUUGCCCAGGUCAAACUGUUGAACCAGUCAUCCGUCAGUCAUAAGGACAUUGCCGCCCGGCAACAUGCAGGCUCCUCGAUAUUCCCAUGGCAACAGCAGGGUCAGGGCCGCCAGUCUCAGGGUACAUUUGAAACUCCCCUGAAAAAGCAGGAUGGGAGUGGGACAUCUUCUUGCGGAAUCCCGUGGAGCACAGAUGAGAUUCCAGUCAAACACAGGCAGCGAAUCAGCACGUCUGUGUCCCAGUUUGACUCUGACGGCUCCUCCCAGCAGCUGGAACAGCUGAGGACACUGAAUCAAGAGCUUAAGAGUAAAGUGUCUGAGCUGGAGCAGCGUCUGAAGUCACAGGAGAAAGACGCAAGGCUGCAAAGCAGCAGGCUUCAGGAGCUCCAAGGACAGCUUGACCAGACUAAGAAGGUCCUCACGGACCAAGAGAAGACCCUGGGAAAAACCAGGGAUGAUCUCAGCAAGGUUACCACUCAGCACGAACAAGCAGUCGCCAAGUCUGUUUCAGUAGAGCUGAAGUUGAAGCAGGUCUCUGAAGAGAUGUCCUGCCAGAGGCACAAUGCUGAAAGCUGCAGACGAGCUCUGGAACAAAAGGUCAAGGACCAGGAAAAGGAGAGCCAGAAGGAGCUGUCCCAACUCCAGAGCAGCCACCAAGCCCUAGAGCAGCAGUUUAACCAGACUAAGGCCAAGCUGAACCAGGAGGUACAGCAAGCCAAAAAAGACCACAACAUCCUGCAGGCUGAGAUGGACAAGGUGACAUACCAGAGAAGCCAGUUGGAGAGAGAUCUGGAGGAGCUGAAACAAAAGCUACUGAGGUCAGAACAAGGUUUGCAGGCCAGCCAAAACAAGGAGCAGGACCUCAGUAAAAAAUUUCAGGAGCUGCAGAAAGAGAAGAAUAUAGUGUGUUCUCAGCUGGACCAGGCCAGCAAGAGACUUUCUCAGCUGGAAGAGGAGAGGAAGACCUCAGAUCAGAACCUCAAAUGCACCCAGAGCACACUGGAUGACUUCAGAGCCAAAAGUGAAGCUCAGUGCGAAGAGCUGAAAGAACUUCGCACUAAACUGGAGACCCAAACCAGAUCGUCAACCCAAGAUCUAGAGAACCUGAAGAAAAUGCUUGCAGACAAAGAGGCCAAAAAUGACAUGACACGGAGUGAACUGCAAAAACAAAAACAGGAGGUGGAACAAAUGACAAACAAAAACAACAUUCUAGACAAGGAGAUUCAGGAUCUAAGAACAUCACUGACCACCACUCAGAAUGAGUGUGUUGAGCUGAAGAAAGAAUGCGAAACUCUUCAGGGAUGGAAAACUGAGAAAGAGAUGCUUAUUAACAAAACUGAGGCGGUGCAACAAGGCUUUGCCGACAGAAUCACUGAGCUGGAGAAGAGUCUAAGCUCGUUGAGCAACAGUAAUAGCGGUCUCAAGGAGCAGUUGAAGAUUUCAGAGUCAGAGAAGGUGUGCCUGUUGGGACAGAUCGACACGCUGAAGGGGGAACUCCUCAACAAGUGCACAGAGCUGGAGGAGAAGGGACAUCUGUAUGAACAGCUUCAAAAACAGCUGGACGUGUCCAACCAGAAACAUUUGAAAGACCUUGAGAACGUUGGGCUGCAGAUGAUCAAGCUGGAGGGACAGGUGAAGAACCUGGAAUCCAGGCUGCAGGUAGAGAACAGCAGGGCAGAGCAGGCCGAAAGAUCCUGCACCGAACUCCAGGAGCAGUAUCAGGCGGUCUGUGAUCUGGCGCAGUCCAAGGAUGCCUUAAUAGAGUUGAGCCAGAGCGAAGUAGCUCAGCUCAGGGAGAGUUUGGCUCAGACCAAUGACCUGCAGGAAGAACAGAUUAACUUAUUUACAAAGGAGAAAAGCGCCCUGAUUAAGGAAUGUGAGGAAAGCAUUGCAGCAAAGGCAAAUGAGGUUGAGCAGGUCAAGCUGACCCUUGUUAAGAUUCAGAAUGAGCUGACAUUCUUCCAGGACCAGGUGUCUUCGUUGGAGUCCCAACUUAAGAUCCAGAAAAUGUUAAAUGUUGAGCUAGGCACCAAGUAUGAAGACCUUGUCAAAGCUAAAGAUGAUCUUGUAGAGAAACUUUCUGAAGCAGACAAGAAAGGAGAAUGUCUUCAGGGGGAGGUCGAUAGUCUUUUAGAGCAGACAAAGUACGUUGGCUCGUUACAGGAGCGCUGUGAUAAUCUGACUGCUGCCGCACAGGAGAACAUUAAAGGUCUGCAGAACAUGGCUGAGACGCUGACCCAAACAGAGAAGGAGCUGGACACGCUGAGAGACAGAACUAAGAAACUGGAGGCUCAGGUGAGUGAAGCUGAAACAAAGGCCUCAGAUCUCGAGAAGGAAAAGUCAGAGAAAGUGGAGAAGAUACAGAGGGAAGUUGAAGAGGUUUCUGUGAGGUAUCAAAGCCUUCAGGACUCCCAGAAAGAGGAAAUAAAUGGCUUCCUUGACCAGAUUUCUACCUUGAAAGGCAGACUCACUGAAAGGGAAGCUGCUGCAGAGAUGCUCUCCGAGAGAGUCUUUAAGGAAGCUGAAAGCCAUGUUACAGAGAUGGAGACAUAUAUCCAGAAACUCAGAGGCCUUAAGGAGCAGCUGGAGAGUAAAACCCAGGAGGCGUCAGAGGCUAAGGAGAAAUGGGAGACUGCCUUGCUGGAAAUAUCCAAGCAAAAAGAAGAUAUCGCAAUAAGCAAUAACAAGCUAACAGAAGUGGUCGAUGCCAUUAAACAAAAAGACUGUAAGAUCAAGAGUCUGAAAGAGAGGCUAAACCAGGCAGAGUCUGAGCAGGUGAAAGCCACAGAGGCCCUAAAGGAGAAGGCUAUCAGCAUGAGCAAGAUCAAGGUCCAGCUGGAAAUGCUUCAGAUGGACCUGGAGGACAAUGAGGCCUACAAGGACACUUUUGACACCCAAAUUGAGGAAUUGAAUGGAACUGUAGAGGAACUCAGGGGAACCGUGUCCUCACUAGAGGGGCGACUGGAGGAGAGUGUGACACAGAGGUCCAUCUUAGAGACAGAAUUGGUUUCUUUAAAUUUGCUGUUGUCAGAAAAGACCUGUGAAAUUACCCAGCUUAAGGCAAGCCUUGAGGAUGUUCAACAGCAGAAGCAGGCAGCUGCCACUUCCACAGCUAUUUUAGUGGAUUCUCUCCAGGCCACUGUAAGUGAGCUGAGGGAGACUCUAAAGGAGGAAGUAAGCAAAUACACUGUAGGGAAGGAACAGUUGACCGUGGAGAAGGAACAGUUGACUGUGGAAAAGGAACAGCUUACUCUAAAGAAUGAGCAGCUGACCAUGGAAAAGGAACAACUUACUGUAGAAAAGGAACAGGUUACUCUGGAGAUGGAGCAAUUAACUUUGGAUAAAGAACAGCUCACUCUGGUGAAAGAGAAGUUGAAUGUGGAGAAGGAACACCUGACCAUGGAGAAACAACAGCUUACUGUGGAAAUGGAAAAAUUUACUUUGGAGAAGGAACAGUUGACCAUGGAAAAUAAACUGUUGACUGUGGAGAAGCGAGAGGUGACUGAGGAGAAGCUACAGCUUACUGUGGAAAAGGAACAGCUGAUUGUAGAAAAGGAACAGUUGACUGUAGAAAAUGAACGGCUUACUGUAGAAAAGGAACAGGUUACUCUGGAGAUGGAGCAAUUAACUUUGGAUAAAGAACAGCUCACUCUGGUGAAGGAGAAGUUGAAUGUGGAGAAGGAACACCUGACCAUGGAGAAACAACAGCUUACUGUGGAAAUGGAAAAAUUCACUUUGGAGAAGGAACAGUUGACCAUGGAAAAUAAACUGUUGACUGAGGAGAAGCUACAGCUUACAGUGGAAAAGGAACAGCUGAUUGUAGAAAAGGAACAGAUGACUGUGGAAAAGGAACAGCUGAUUGUAGAAAAGGAACAGGUUACUCUGGAGAUGGAGCAAUUAACUUUGGAUGAAGAACAGCUCACUCUGGCGAAGGAGAAGUUGAAUGCGGAGAAGGAACACCUGACCAUGGAGAAACAACAGCUUACUGUGGAAAUGGAACAAUUAUCUUUGGAGAAGGAACAGUUGACCAUGGAAAAUAAACUGUUGACUGUGGAGAAGCGAGAGGUGACUGAGGAGAAGCUACAGCUUACUGUGGAAAAGGAACAGCUGAUUGUAGAAAAGGAACAGCUGACUGUGGAAAAGGAACAGCUAACUUUGGAGAACAUGCAACUCGUGGCUGACUUAAAGAGGCAUGGGCUGAAUGCUGGUGAUGAGAUAGACGCCAUCAAACAGGAGAAUGAGCACCUUCAGUGCACGCUACAGAGCUUGACUGGGGAAAAAGAACACCUUGCUGUGGAAAAGGAACAGCUGGUUGUGGAAAAGGAACAGCUGACUGUGGAAAAGGAACAGCUGACUGUGGAAAAGGAACAGCUGACUGUGGAAAAGGAACAGCUAACUUUGGAGAACAUGCAACUUGUGGCUGACUUAAAGAGGCAUGGGCUGAAUGCUGGUGAUGAGAAAGACGCCAUCAAACAGGAGAAUGAGCACCUUCAGUGCACGCUACAGAGCUUGACUGGGGAAAAAGAACACCUUGCUGUGGAAAAGGAACAGCUGGUUGUGGAAAAGGAACAGCUGGUUGUGGAAAAGGAACAGCUGGUUGUGGAAAAGGAACAGCUAACUUUGGAGAACAUGCAACUUGUGGCUGACUUAAAGAGGCAUGUUCUGAAUGCUGGUAAUGAGAUAGACGCCAUCAAACAGGAGAAUGAGCACCUUCAGUGCACGCUACAGAGCUUGACUGGGGAAAAAGAACACCUUGCUGUGGAAAAGGAACAGCUGGUUGUGGAAAAGGAACAGCUGACUGUGGAAAAGGAACAGCUGACUGUGGAAAAGGAACAGCUGACUAUGGAAAAGGAACAGCUAACUUUGGAGAACAUGCAACUUGUGGCUGACUUAAAGAGGCAUGGGCUGAAUGCUGGUGAUGAGAAAGACGCCAUCAAACAGGAGAAUGAGCACCUUCAGUGCACGCUACAGAGCUUGACUGGGGAAAAAGAACACCUUGCUGUGGAAAAGGAACAGCUGGUUGUGGAAAAGGAACAGCUGGUUGUGGAAAAGGAACAGCUGGUUGUGGAAAAGGAACAGCUAACUUUGGAGAACAUGCAACUUGUGGCUGACUUAAAGAGGCAUGUUCUGAAUGCUGGUGAUGAGAAAGAUGCCAUCAAACAGGAGAAUGAGCACCUUCAGUGCACACUACAGAGCUUGACUGGGGGAAAAGAACUCCUUGCUGUGGAAAAGGAACAGCUGACUGUGGAAAAGGAACAGCUAGUUUUGGAAAAGGAACAGCUGGUUGUGGAAAAGGAACAGCUAGUUUUGGAAAAGGAACAGCUAACUUUGGAGAACAUGCAACUCGUGGCUGACUUAAAGAGGCAUGGGCUGAAUGCUGGUGAUGAGAAAGACACCAUCAAACAGGAGAUUGAGCACCUUCAGUACACGUUACAGAGCUUGACUGGGGAAAAGGAACAGCUGACUGUGGAAAAGGAACAGCUAACUUUGGAGAAGAUGCAACUCAUGGCUGACUUAAAGAGGCAUAGUCUGAAAACUGGUGAUGAGAAAGAUGCCAUCAAACAGGAGAAUGAGCACCUUCAGUGCACGUUACAGAGCUUGUCAGAGGACUACAAAGCAGUUCAGGCUGCAUUUGAGUUAGCAACACGGCGGAGCGAGGAGCAGGCAGAGAGGCAGAGAGGAGAGAGAAAUGUAGAGUUUGAGAGUGAACAAGCGGAGCUCCACCAGAGACUAAGCGGACUUCAGGUUGAACUGGCCCUAUUCAAGGUGCAGAAUGACAGCCUGAUAAUACAGGUGAACCAGCAGCAGUCCCUCAUAGAAGAGAUGCGGGCUGAGAGAGACCAGGUCUGUAGAGGAGCGGAGGAAAGACCGACUUCCAGACAGGAAUCAGGCUCCUUGCAACACAUCUUACCCCUGGAAGACAAGACUAAGGAAAUUAAAUCCAUAGCAGUGGAGUCAACAGAUGACCUCAAAAACUCUAAGAUUCCUCUACAGCCAGUAAUAAACAGCAAUGAUGAGCCAGCUGAGGAUUUGAACAACUCCAUGGAGGAAACACCUGUAAAGCAGCAGCAAGUGCUCACUGAAAGCCUAGAUAAUGAGGAUUUGGCCACCUAUAGAGAACAUCAAGCAGUCACGUCUCCCUUGGCCAAAGACCACAAUCAGUUGGCGUCAGAGCUGGGUCAAAGCAGGGAGGUUGUCAGAAAUCUAGAAGAAGGGCCACAGUCUCUCCAAUCCCAACUUGAACUUGCUACCUCCGAGAAAACCCUCAAGAAAGAGCUUUGUGCUGAGCUGGAGGUCAAAGUUCAAGGUUUAGGGGUGAAAGUUCACCAGAUGGAGGAGGAGCGGUGUGUUGCAGUGGAGAAGCUAAGGGCUGCCCUUGUGGAAAGACAGACAUUAGGUGACCAGAUCUCAGAGCUCAGAGAAGAGGCAGAGUCCCUGAGACUAGAGCUGCAGACUUCAAAAUGUCGACACUCUGAUGUCAUGGAGAUGCUGCAAACACUGGAAAUUGCCAAAGGGGGCUGGGAUGAGCGGUUCUUCCAGGUGGAGAGUGAGCUAAAGAGAGUUCGUUCUGAGAAGGCCAAUCUUGAGAGACACAUACUUUCCAUGGAGGUUGACCUGGAGGACCUGACAGAACACAAACACAGGCUGGAGGGAGAAGUGGAAGCUAGCCGCCGGGCUAACACAAACCUGGACCAGCAGCUGUCUGGCCUUACCACCGAGAUCGGACAACUCAGGCAGGAGCUAGCGUCCUGUACCGAGGAUCGGGAUGAGCUGGAACAGUCUGUGUCACAGUGGAGGGAUAAGGCAGAGAGUCUGGAGAAGACCAACAUGGAUAGCAGAGAGGUUAUUAAGAUUUUAGAGGAAGAUAUCAGAAAUGGGAAGAGGGAAUACAAUAAGGCAGCUGCUAACCUGGAGAGUCUUCAGAAGGAGAAAGGUCAGCUGCUGCUGCUGUGUCAAGCACUAGAGGACAAAGUUGCUUCACAGACUGUGGAGAAGGAAGACCUGAUGAACCAAUUAAACAGUGUUAAAGACAACCAGAGCUCUGACAGCAGAAAUACUGAGUCCAUGGUCUCCAAGAUACAGUCUCUUGAAGGGGAGGUCUCGCUACUAGCACAGUCUCUAGAGUCUUCUCUGCUUGAGAAAGGAGAAAUUGCCUCACGCCUCAACUCUACCCAGGAGGAGGUGGCACAGAUGAGGUCUGGCAUUGAGAAGCUCCAGGUUCGCAUCGAGUCCGACGAGAGGAAGAAGAAACACAUGAGUGAACUGCUGAAGGCGGCCCAAAGGAAGGCUGAUGCUCUCCAGGACCAGAUCGACAAACAGGAGAGAGAGCGGGAGGAGGCAGACCAAAACCUAGAGGAGGCUGUGCUUAGGGCCGAGGAGGCGAAGGCCGAACUAGAAGACUUAGAGGAAGAGAAGAAGGAACUCACCAAGAAGAUCACGGAGAUGACCACCACGCUGAAUGACAUGAGAGAGGAGAAGGAGAGGCUAGAGGCAGGGCUCGCCCUGAAGAACAAAGAGAUCGAGGAGAUAAAGGCAGCCAACGCUGCUGCCACUGAAGAGCUGGAGGGUAGAAUGAGGGAGGCGGAGGAGACACUGAGGGCUGCGAUGGAGGAGUUACAGGCCCAGCUUGACACAGUGAGCACAGAGUUGCAUACAUGCAAAGAAGAACUAGAGAAAGAGAAGAAGAGAACUCAGUCUUUAGCUGAGGAGAGGGAGAGGCUGGAGAAAGAGGUGGAGAGGCUGCAGACUUCAGAGGAAGAGUGGGAGAAAGAGAGAGAAACACUGGCUGGGAGACUUAUGACCCUGGAAACACAGCAGAGAGACCUGGAGAAUGUCCGGCAGAACAACAUCACACUGAAGCAGGAGGUUGAGAAACUGCAGGCACUGCGGUCGGAAUGGGAGCGGAAAGAACAGGUCCAGUCUGCUGAGAGGCAUGAACUACAGGAACAGGCAGAACGCUACAAGCUUUCCCUGAGGGAGAAGGCACAGCUUGAGCUGGAGGUGGCAGCCUUGAGGAGUGAGCUGAACUCGGAUCAGGAGGUGCUGACGGCACAUCAUGAGGAGGUGGCAGCUCUAAGGAGUGAACUGACCUUGGAGAAGGAGGUGCUGAUGGCACAGCAUGAGGAGGAGGUGGCAGCUUUGAGGAGAGAGCUGACCUCAGGGAAGGAGGUGCUGACAGCGCAGCAUGAGGAGGAGGUGGCCGCUCUAAAGAGUGAACUGACUUCAGAGAAGGAGGUGCUGAUGGCACAGCAUAAGGAAGAGGUGGCAGCACUGAGGAGUGAGCUCACCUCUGAGAAGGAGGUGACAGCACAGCUUAAGCAUGAGCUGGCUUCCAAAGAGGAGACCUUUAGGAGUCAAUUGGCAAGAGCAGAUGAAAAGAUUAGAGGUCAGCAGUCAGAGUUAAGCAGCCUGAGAACCACAGCAGAGGAGUUCAGCACAAAGCAAGACAACAACAAACAGCUAUCGGAGUUGAGUUCCAGGGUGACCCGUCUGACUAAGGAGAAAGAUUCAGUCCUCAGCAAGAUGCACUUGUGGAUGAACACCUGUAAACAGCUGGAGAAGGAGAGAGAUGCUCUAGUACUGAAAACCGAACAACCACAGACCAGCCAGGCAACAGCUGAUAAAGGGAGCAGUGAUAUAGUGAACGAAAGUAACAUUAAGGAGGCGCAGACAGAAGUCGAGGAGCUGAAGAAAACUCUUAAAGAGAAGAGUAUGGAAGUGCAGGAGCUCGGCAAGACUCUGGCAGAGAGGAGCAUGGAGUUGGAGGCGCAGAAAAAGAGAAACGACGAGUCCCAGGCUGAACUGGAGGAGCUGGCCGAAGCCUUGGAACAGAGGAGCAUGGAGGCGGAUGAGAGUAUGCAUAAAUACUGCAGCCUGAUGGUCCGUGUCCACAAGUUGGAGGAGACCAACGACACACUGAAAACACGCCUGGAGAGUCUUGUCACACAGUCCGCCAACACCACUGAUAGCCACGCUGCUAACAACGCAACCGUUGAUGCUAACAACAAAACACCCCGGCGCAGGUCGGCCAGGAGGUCGGCCCCUAGGGCACAGGAAGCAGUCAUCACAACGGCUCCCACAUCCGACUCUGAGAACUACGGGCCUGCUGGUCGGGGUCCGGUGUCGUUGGGGAAGAGGGGCGGCGCUGCGGUAGCAGCUUCUGACAACAGCAACACACCAUUUAAAGCCCAAGAGGCCCUGCUGAAUGCUGCCAAGAGGAUCAGAGCCACAGCGACCACGCCCAAACCUGCAAAAACAAAGGAAGAGGAGGAGUUUCGGCCGGAGGGACUUCCUGAGCUAGUGCAGAGAGGUUUCGCUGAUAUCCCUCUAGGGGAGGCCAGUCCUUUCAUCAUGAGGAGAACGACAGCUCAGCGUCGUAGCCCUCGUCUGGCCGCCACCACCCUGUCUGCAACCCCCCAAAAGCAGGUACUAGAGCCCCUAUCCCUCCGUAGCCCCGCCAUUAUGUCGCCCCUGACCAACAGUCCUGCUGAGCGAGGCCUAUGUGUAAGUACAUCCCCCAGCACAGAGGAGAGGCGUGGCCGUCGCUCACUGAGCACGCGGAAAACACAGGAACAAAGAGAGAAACGACGAGAGGCCAUGCAAACAUCGUCGCAGAAAGAGGAGAACUGCCAAGUGCAGUAACAUGUCUGAUACCAGUAACACUGCAAAGCCAAUACGCUGUGGUAAAACUGGUGGCUGAAGUGGAAAACUAUCCCUGUUUCCUUGUUGAAGGACACAGAAUGUAUAUAAUGUAGGUCCUGAUUCUAUACCAUGCUGUAGAUAUUUAGUGUUUUGUUCUUAAUGUUCCAUGUCAUAAGGGCCUUCUGAAACUUAGAGAAGAUUUCCCAAACCCAAGUCCGGGCAUAAAGCUUCUCUUGUAUCUGAGAAAACAGGCCAUUAUGUGCUAUAAGAAUCACUUAUUUACUUAUUUCUGUAUUAACUUUGUAUUAUGUAUAUUUUUUUGUACAUAACUAGUGAUGUCACUCAUCUCUGCAGCUCAUUUGGUGGGUAAAGACAAUUACUUUUUUUACUAAACAUUCUGAUUAAAACUUCAACUUAGUGGUAUUUUUUCAGUCAUGUUCAGUGUACAUUGGAUUUUUAUUCUAUUUUGUACUGUCUGCAGAUUCUCAAUUGGCUGCAUUCAGUCAAGCACUCAAUUUAAACAAACACACAACUCGGCUUACUUGCUCACUCAGUGCAAAGGACAUCCGUUGGUUGGCUCCAGAACGUGUGAAAGGAAACCUGCCUUUUUAAACCAUAAGAAGAGAAAUCACAUUGAGAGAAAGCAUGGAUAAAAAAGACUAUGCAUUGUUGAUUGGGGGAAGAAAAUAUUUGUACUGCGAAGUGAUGGGUUUGUAUGUUAGUGUAUAGGUGUGUGAAUGCUGAGUUCACUGAUUUUGAUUCCACAAUAACAUCCCUCUCCAGCAGCAAGAGUCUCAUACUAGAUUUAAGAGUCUUUCAUAUAGUGGAUUUAACCCAGCACCUGAUGUUUUACUUACACAUUUUGAAAUGGACCAUAUCCACAUUUUCUGUAAAUACCUAGAAAGCCAAGAGCUCAAAUGCAUUGCCUCUUCAACAACUAUGCUUUUAUAUGUAAUUCCAUUGUCCUUCAAUAGUUGCUGAAUCUCCUCUAUAUCCACUACUGCACAGCUCCAAUGUCUGCAUUUGUGUGUAGUUUCUCUCAGGCAGAGUUGUAAAUCACUGACUUCAUGAAUCUUUGCAUGAAGCCAUUCCCCGAGGGCUAGAGCAGGCUCAACCAGUGAAAAGAAUAAAGCUGAUGUGGUUUAAUCACC
This is a messenger RNA of Esox lucius (northern pike), 11501 nucleotides long. RefSeq names its product centromere protein F (gene cenpf). The transcript is spliced from 21 exons. Gene Ontology annotation, biological process: regulation of G2/M transition of mitotic cell cycle; mitotic cell cycle; metaphase chromosome alignment. Gene Ontology annotation, molecular function: transcription factor binding; protein homodimerization activity; microtubule binding. The record is from RefSeq and is a predicted model, not a curated record. Bases 157 to 10350 code for a protein of 3397 amino acids. Gene Ontology annotation, cellular component: spindle pole; nucleus; chromosome, centromeric region. NCBI's taxonomy places the organism in Eukaryota, Metazoa, Chordata, Actinopteri, Esociformes, Esocidae.